AUGAGAAACGAUCACACCCCUCGAGAACGAGCCGUUCAUGUCACAAUCUCCUCCGAUAACCUUUUUCAUCUCUCUCUCUCUCUCGAACUCUCUCCUUCUGUCUUUUUGGUGGGCUAUGUACUCAUCGUCCUCUCCCUCCAAUUUUAUUCAAUUUCCACCGGCGAGGCAACCCCUGACCUCCAUACCCACCGUGUCUCCAUUCAUGCUCCGCCGGAGCUCUUACGGCUUCGGAAGCGUGCUCGUUUCAAGCGACAGAGUCGGAGCUUAGUUCUAGUGAAUUCCUCGUUUUUUCCUCCGCCGUUCGAUGGCAGCGUUCCUCUCGAUUCCUUAGCUCCCUCUGUUGCCGGCUUCGCUUCCGGCUUGGCGGUUUUUCUGUCCACAAGGCUAUUUGGAAGGUCUUUGGGGAUCAGUGAUAGAAGUAAAAGGAGCGUUGAGGAAGUUGUUGGGGAGUGGAUCCUUUUCACCAGCCCCACGCCGUUCAACAGAUUUGUUCUCCUCCGGUGCUCUCUGCUCUCGUUUGAUCUUGACGGCGGAGACGGCGAAUUUCUAGAGAGCCUGAGCGAUAGGCUCGUGAAGGAAGAUAGGCAUUUCGGCACUCCUGAGAGCGGGAAGAUCGCAAGGUCCGAAAAAGCUGCGGAGGAGGAGAAGCCGUUGGAGUAUCAGAGGGUCUGCAUCAGUACAGAGGACGGCGGCGUUGUUUCGCUCGACUGGCCGGCGAAUUUGGAUCUUAAGGAGGAGCGGGGGCUGGACACGACUGUGGUUCUGAUCCCCGGAACGCCGGAAGGAAGCAUGGAUGAAGGCGUUCGCUCAUUUGUAAGCGAGGCUCUGCGGCAGGGCGUGUUUCCGGUGGUGAUGAAUCCUAGAGGAUGUGCUGCUUCGCCUCUCACUACACCUCGGAUAUUCACAGCUGCUGAUAGUGAUGAUGUAUCCAUAGCUAUGCGGUUCUUAACCAAGACAAGGCCGUGGACGACACUAAUGGGUGUUGGCAUGGGAUAUGGUGCAAAUAUGCUGACAAAGUACCUGGCAGAAGCCGGGGAAAAAACACCUCUUACAGCUGCUGUAUGCAUAGAUACUCCCUUUGACCUUGAGGAGAUCACACGAACGUCUCCUUAUUCUACUAGUUUAGAUCGUCAGCUUACAGGUGGAUUGGUAGAGAUACUUCUGGCAAACAAGGAACUUUUCCAAGGCAGAGCAAAUGCCUUUGAUGUUGGAAAAGCUUUGGCUUCAAAAUCAGUCCGUGACUUUGACAAAGCCUUAUCCAUGGUGACAGAUGGUUUCGAGAGUGUAGAAGAUUUCUAUUCCAGUUGUGCCACCAGAGAUGUGAUUGGGGAAGUAAAAGUUCCUGUCCUCUUUAUACAGAAUGACGAUGUAGUGCCACUUUAUUCAACACCGCGUAGUUCGAUAGCUGAAAACCCAUUUACAAGUCUGCUUCUGUGCUCUUCUUCACCAAGUUUGACCGAUGGAUGUAGAGUGGCCUGGUUGACUGCUGUAGAGCUUGGGCUUCUGAAAGGUCGCCAUCCUCUUUUGAAAGACGUGGAUGUUACUGUUAACCCUUCAAAAGGCUUAGUUCUUUCGGAAGCCAAGGCAUUUGAAAAGGGUAUCACUGCCAAGAAGCUCCCGCAGGUAGCUCGGGGAAAGACGGUGAAUGGUUACCCUGUAGAUCCUUCCAGGGAAACACUUGAAGACAGUGACAUCACCUCAAAUUCUAGUUUGUCCUCUGGAACAGAGUUGGAGAAGAAUGUCAAAAUCGAUAGUGGAUCUGAUGAACCAGAAAACGGUGGAGUUUCAACAAGCGGUCCUGUCGAAGAUGAUGAAUCCAAUGAGGAAGAAAGUGAAAGAGGCCAGGUGUUGCAGACUGCAGAAGUGGUCGUGAAUAUGCUUGAUGUAACCAUGCCUGGCACCCUGAAAGCUGAAGAGAAGAAAAAGGUUAUGGAUGCUGUUGGUCGAGGAGAGACAGUUGUUAAAGCUUUGCAAGAUGCCGUGCCAGAAGAAGUUCGUGGGAAGCUAACAACAGCUGUAACUGAGAUCAUGCAGUCACCUGGCAGUAAGUUAAAUUUUCAAAAGCUUAAGCUUCCUAAUUUAUCACCCGGAAUGAAAAAAGUGGAGGAAGCAAAGAAAGAACCAUCAAGUCCCACAGGUCAAAAGGAUUCUCAUUCUCCUGAUCCGAUAAAUAAGAGCGAUGGUUUGGUGAAUGUAUCCUCAGAUAACGAUGUUGGUGGGUCGGACAUUUCUGCUGGUGGAACAGAACAUGAGCAUUCCUCUUCCGAGGCUUCCGAGAAAGACGGUAAUAAUGGAAAGUCCCAACCUGUCGACAGUGAUCAGGAUGAUAGUUCUGUCGUGACUAAGAAGGGUAAUGAUGAUAGUGUUGGAAAUAACGAGUCAUCUGCCAAUGAAAAGAUCAGUGCAGCUGAUGAUCUUGAGAAGGCUUCUGAAGCAAAGGUUGAUAUUACCAACCAGGGGCAGCCAAUUGGCACUGAGGAUGGAACAAGUGAUGAGGACAAAGUGGACCAAGCAUCUGUAAAGGCCAAGAGUCAAACAGAGGAGGAAACUAAUAAAAAUGAGGAGAAAGGAGCACCAAUGGCCAACGAAAAGUCCAGUGCAGCUGAUGGUUUUGAGAAGGCUUCAGAUACAAAAGUUGAUAGUACCAACGAAGGGCAGCCAAUUGGUGCAGACGAUGUUACUAGUAAUGAAGACAAAGUGGACCAAGGUGCUGUAUUAGCUCAGCAACCAAGAAAAGAGGAAACCAGUGGAAACGAUGAGAACAAAAAACAGUCUGCCACCGACCAAAACAAGGUGGCAUCUACUGACAACGAAGGAGAUGCUGGACAAUCUUCGCAAUCUGUAGAGAAACAAGAAAAUGAUGAUCAGAACAAAGAAACCAACAUUAUGCAACCUGUAUCUGACCAAACUAAGCCAGCAAUUCAGGAACCAGGACAGCCCAAACUUAAUGUUUCCCAAGCAUUUGAAGCACUGACGGGGAUGGAUGAUUCAACUCAGGUCGCUGUCAAUAGUGUUUUCGGUGUGCUCGAAAAUAUGAUUACUCAGCUGGAUGAAGAAAAGAAAGAAGGAAAUGAGGUAAGUGAUGUGAAGGUCACGGAUGAGAAGAAUGUCACAGAUGAGAAGAAUGCCACGGAUGAGAAGAAUGCCACGGAUGGGAAGAAUGUCACGGAUAAGAAGCUAAGACCUCCAUCUGAGAAGAAUGUCACGGAUAAGAAGAUAAUAGCUCCAUCUGAAGAGGAAACUCCCUACAAAAACGAAGGUUCUGACGAUGAUAAGACAAAUUGGGUGACAAAUGAAAAGCAUCUGGGCGGAGAUGAAUCUGUGAUUAGUAAGCAUCUACCAAAGAUUUUGCCUGCAAGAAAUGCAGAUUCUCUCGAGAAUUCUGAUGAAUCUGUGAUUGGUACGCAUCUACCAAAGAUUUUGCCUGCAAGAAAGGCAGAUUCUCUCGAGAAUUCUUCUAAUGAUGGUUACCUUGGUGAGGAACUUUCAAAAGAUCAGAUUGCAAAACAAUUAGACUUAGAUACAACCACUGCACUCAUGCUCGAUUAUUAUCCAGAGGAAGGUGAAUGGAAGCUCCUUGAUCAACAACCAGAAUACUUGAGUAAUGUUGCUGACAAUGCAGCAGCUAGCAGAGAUAAGCACGGAAAUGUUCAGGUUCAUUCACCUAGUGUAAGUAAUGAACAGAACAUCAUUGAGCCUUCAUAUGUGAUAUUGGACCAUGAACAAGAGGUGGAGCUCUCUGAACAGCGUGAUGCAGUGGACGAUCAAAGUGACGGUCUUCACAAAUUAGAUAAAGGGUGUGAUGAAUUAGAGCAUCUCAUAAAAGUUAUUGUAUCAGACUCUUUGAAUAUAGAAGUUCAACGCAGGAUGAAUUCAGCUGGCAUGAGACAAUUUAAGUCUCAACUCAGUCGAGAUAUAGAAAGGGUAGCAAAUACACUUUCUUUUGGUAUUGUAUAUUCAGAGCCCACUUGGACUUACGAAAGGAAUAGCAAAAAUUCCAACAUUCCUGCUGGAAAAGUAGGGAAACUUCGUGGGGACGCUGUCAUUAGGGCAAUUUCAUGUGCUGUUCAGGAGGCACAUUUUCUCAGGAAAGUAUUGCCUGUUGGUGUUGUUGUUGGCUCUGUUUUAGCUGCUCUGAGAAAAUAUUUCGAUGUAUCUACAACAUCCGACGACGCUAAGAGAGAUAUUGUCAGGGGUAGAGCACACGAAUAUGGGAACAAUGGUGCAACAAAGAGUGUUGUGCCAACCAAAACGAGCCAGAAGAGCAAAGAGAAGAAUUCGAGCAUUGGAGAAAUGAUGGAAUCUGGCUUGCAAAAUAUCAGCAAUGAGCCUGUUAUGGUUGGUGCUGUGACAGCUGCUCUGGGUGCAUCUGCUAUGCUGGUUCAGCAUGAGGAUCCACAAAGCGGUGGCAUCAUGUCUAAACCAUCGGAGCAAGGAAGUAAACAGAAAGAUCAGGGCGGUAUGGUGGCAAGUUUUGCUGAGAAAGCCAUGUCCAUAGCUGGUCCUGCGGUUCCAACAAAGGAAAGUGGUGAAGUGGAUCAAGAAAGGAUUGUGACAAUGUUGGCAGAUUUGGGUCAGAGAGGUGGCAUAUUGAGGCUAGUUGGGAAACUUGCCCUCCUUUGGGGUGGCCUUCGUGGUGCUAUGAGUCUAACUGAUAAACUAAUCCAAUUUCUGCGUAUGGAUGAGUGGCCCUUACUGAAGAGGGUUGUGGGCUUUGUUGGAAUGGUACUCGUUUUAUGGUCACCGGUGGUGAUUCCAUUGCUUCCAACACUUCUACAGAGCUGGUCCACAAGUACUCCAUCUAGAAUGGCGGAACUUGCUAGUGUGGUUGGCCUCUAUGUUGCUGUUUUUAUUCUUGUCAUGCUGUGGGGAAAGAGAGUACGGAAGUAUGAAAACCCAUUUAAGCAAUAUGGGCUUGAUUUCAAGUCAUCAGUCAAAAAACAGAUUCAAGAGUUUUUGAAGGCCUUGGCAGGGGGAGUCAUAGUCGUUCUAUUAAUACAGUCUAUAAAUACAAUAUUAGGAGCUGCGAUUUUAUCUCGGCCACCAUAUCUUCCACAUCCUUUCGACGCCAUGAAGUGGCUUAAGGGAUCCGUGCAGCUACUUCUUGUGAUAGUCAAGGGAUUCACAGCUGCGACAUUUGUUGUAUUUGUGGAAGAGUUGCUCUUCAGAUCAUGGAUGCCUAAUGAGAUUGCUAUAGAUAUGGGAUACCAUCAAAGCAUUAUCAUUACAGGGCUCGUAUUUGCCUUGUUCCAGAGAUCCCUGAGAUCAAUUCCAGGGCUAUGGCUUCUGUCGUUGGGGCUCGCAGGGGCUCGUGAAAGAAGCCAAGGGAAUCUGAUUGUUCCAAUAGGGUUGCGAACAGGAAUGAUAGCAGCAAGCUUUGUACUACACACAGGUGGAUUCCUCACGUACAACCCGAGUUCCCCAGUUUGGAUCGCAGGGAACCGCCCGUUACAGCCUUUUAGCGGAGUGGUUGGUUUUGUGGUCUCUUUGGCGAUGGCACUUGCUCUUUAUCCCAGACAUUCUCCAGAGACCAAGAUGCAGAAAUAUAAUUAAGAAGAAGAAGAAGAAGAAGCCAAAACAAUAAGGUAAGGCUUUUUGUGCUCACAUGCCCUCUCUGUGAUUAACAGAGUGAAAACUGAUUUACGGUGCGCCGAAGGAUACAGAAAGGAGUAGAUAAAAAGUAAAAAAGGUGGGGACAUCCUCUGAUUCAGUCUUGUAAGUAGGAAGCAUAAGACCCCAUGUGUAGAUCUUCUGUACCUAGUAUAGUGUAUUUUUUAGAUACAACUUAUCAUAACAGUGUAUACAUAAUAAUAAUAUAUAGAAGUUGUAUAUGAUGCAUCUUAAAAGCU
Thlaspi arvense is the source of this 5849-nucleotide messenger RNA. The record is from the annotation of a GenBank genome assembly. Lineage: Eukaryota; Viridiplantae; Streptophyta; Magnoliopsida; Brassicales; Brassicaceae.